This is a messenger RNA of Prorocentrum cordatum, 3280 nucleotides long. NCBI's taxonomy places the organism in Eukaryota, Dinophyceae, Prorocentrales, Prorocentraceae. The record is from the annotation of a GenBank genome assembly.
GUCCUUGGGGUCGGACUGGGCCGGCAGGUGCUUGAGCCGCCGAGGGAAGAUCAAGGGCGGGUGCAGCUUAUUUGCGUGCGGGCAGGGCAGAGAUACUAGCGGCGAGUACUGCGCCUCGCCAGAGGUAUGGCGGCGCGUCCACGGCGCCUGUUCGGACCCGUGGGGUACCCGGGCGUCGUUCGGCUACGCGUGCGGAAUUCGGGCCAUGGCGAGAAGACCGGUCAAUCAGAUGGAUGUGCCGCGCCCGGGUCGGCCGCGGUGCCCGCCUGUCACUGCGCGGAUCCAGUUGGAGGGCGGGUGCAAGACCGGGCAGAACAUGGCCGAGAGGGCCACCAAGGCCACCACGACUAUCAGCAGCACGAGCAUCAUGGGCAACGGCGGCAUUUGCAGAGAUGUCAUGAAGAUCACCAUCAUGAAACAUCUAAUCUUCAACUCGAUCAUUGUGACCGCAGUCAUCUUCACUGUCAUGGCGGUUCUUUGGUAUGUUAACCUUGCCCUUCGCCCAAUGGUGAAUGAGAAAGCCGUCACGCGUGGACUGCAGUGCCGCGCUCUCACUAAACUUAUCAUGCCGAGUAGCGCGACCAAGGGCCAUAUUCAGAGCAAUGCUGAUGAUGAAGGCAUCGCUGCUGACAGUGGCGCUGGCGCCGCUGCUGCUGACGGCGGCGGCGGCGAAUACUCUUCGUCAAGCAAUGCGGAGGGCGACAGAGUACAGCUCUACCCACUGUGCACCAACCUCUGCAGCUCCAACUUUAUGCACGUGGCUGGGCCUGGCGCGGUGUUCUUCUUUCAAUUCCAGGCGGCGAUCCUCCUCUGGGCCAUAGUGCUCUUUGCGCUUUGGGUGCUCCUCGGCUUCUCCGUCAGCAGGGACUUGUUUAUCUUAGGGGAUAGAGACGCUGAGACGCCCCAGAAGCUGUGCGUGGUCGUCCAGUGGGGCAGGCACAUGCAGAUGAAACUGGUGUGGGUCAAGCGGCUGAUCUUCUGCAAUAUCCACAGCUACGAGAUAAGCAACGGCGCUAUCAAGCGCAUCUCCACCCGCAUCCUUAGCGACCAGCACCUCGCAAGAGCGGACCCGAGCAAGGUGAUCCUGCUCGUCGUGGGGAAUUGCAACUUCGCUGCUGUAGGGGGGCUCAAGCUCACUGAACCCGAAUCUACAGCCAACGCAGAGGCCACCGAGACGUCCAAGGCCGCGGCGCGCAAGUGGCACGGCGCGUUGCGGCGCCCGGUUGAGAUCGAGGGGGCCGACGCCACUCACUUCUGCGCUGAGACGAUGUCCGAGUCGACUAUCGAUCGACGCUUCUGCUCAAUCACGCCCACUCAGAUGCUGCAGCUGACGGUCAACUCCACCACCUUCUCCACCCCUGAGAAGAUCGCCGACAGUGUCUUCGAGGUGACCGACAUGAGCUACCUGUCGCCGCCGCCUCAACUCAUUCUGGCCGCGGAUCACCUGACGCUCAACGGCGACCAGGUCAAGUUGAUCGACCCUGUCAAAUUCGAGGAGUGGGCCAGCAACUUAUUCCGCCAGGACGCCGACCAACGCAUCGACACAAGCAAAGCCGCCGACUACCUCGCUCAGUUCUCGCCCAACAUCGACUUCAACAAGUUCAACCCGCCCGGCUACGAGACGCUCAAAAAGUUCGCCUCCCGAUCGUCCUCGACCUCGCCUGGGAUGGACGGCUUCCCGUGCAUCGCCUGGGCCGCCCACGAGAUGUGCGCCAAGACCCUCUGGGGCGUCAUGUGCUACAUGCUCAACGGCGGCAUCCUCCCCGACGAGUUCAACGCCACGGUCCAGGUGGUCCCAGCCUCGCAGCGCGGGUUCAUCCGCCGCCGCAACUUCGGGUACAACGCCCUAGAGCUCGACGUCGAGAGCCGCAUCGCGUCCGCCGACCUCAACGCGAUGGACGUGCUGCCCGUGCUCGCGUCGCUGGACAUCGCCCAGGCGUUCCCCAGCUUCGCGCGCCAGUUCAUCCGCCUCGCGCUCAAGGCCAUGGGCGCCCCCGAGUGCAUCCCCUUGUUCUACGUCCGCUCGGGCAUCAUUCAAGGAUGCGGAUGGAGCGGCGCGCUCUACGCGAUGGGCACUGCGUGCUUCUUCUUGAAUCUCGAGAUGGUUCUCGAAGCACGAGGCUUCAACAUCUGCGACCGCCUCACCUGCCUCGGACUCCUGCUCGGACCUGGGGCGACGGAGAAGCGGAUCUUCGCGAAAGCCUUCAACAAGUUCAAAUGGCGCGCCACAGUGUUCAGUGCGAGUGGCGCCCCGUCCAUGGGCUCCGCCGCCCUGUUCAACAGCCGUGCGAUCCCCGUCCUCGGCUACCUCGGCCACUUCGCGCUGCUGCCGCACGAGCACUUCAAGGACGAGAGCUGGACCAACGCAUCGGACCCGCGGUUCCCGAACGGCGCCUUCAGGAUCAACGAUUGGCCCCACCUCAGGGACUGGGGCGCCCACUCCCCUCGGUCGCUCCAGCUCGCGACGUUGGCCGCCAUCGUCCGCGCAGCGACCUCGACCUUCAGCGAGUUCCCCGAGAUCCGAGAGCGACUGCACGGAGGCCUCGACGCGUGCGGCAUCCAGUUGACGCUGAUGGUCGCCUCGACCAAGACCGAGCGCGCUUACUACCCGUCGGGGCUGCUGCGCCCUGCCGUCGCCAGCGCGACGGUAGCCAUCAGCGACGGGCGGGCUGGCCUUGCCCAGCGAAAGGCAUAUGCUGCUGCACUCACCGCUCGUGGUCCUGGCUCCAUCGGCCCCUUCCUCGUCUCGAGGAUCGCGGCAGAACUCCCGCACUUUGCCGAGUUUUUCAAUUACAAUCCUGACGUGGUCUUCCAGAUGAAGUCGACCAUGCGCAAGCCCCCGCCGUCGUGGGCCGCCGCGUGGAGGAGGAAAAUCUCUUUCUCGUGGAUGACGUCGCGGCGCAUCGUCCACCCGAAUGGCCAGAAGCUCUGCAUCUUUGGCUGCCGCCGCUGCCAAGACUCGCUACGUCAUUAUCUUCCCUGCGCGCCCCUGGCGCUCGCUGUGGGCAGAGCGUGCAGAGCACCCCCCAUGGUCACCGAGAUCGCGAAGCUGGGCCUCGCGGGCAUGUCCAACGAAGCCUUCGAGCUCAUCGUGGUCGCCUGCAAGACGUACCGCGCCCUCAGAGGCGAGGUGACGGUCUCCGAGGAGGCCCUCCUCUCAGUGGCCAAGGCCGGGGCCUUCGACUUCGGCACCAAAGUGCCGCUCGGGCUGAUCACGAUCAGCAGCCAGUUCACGUUCGUGGAGGUGCCCGUCCUCCACGACCAGCUGCGCCGCCUGUGA